CCGACGUCCACAGACCUCUGCAGCGCAGAAGAAGAGAACACAAGAUCCACAAGAUCACCACAGAGGAAGAAUCCAUCCUCCACCUUAGCAGAAGAACAUCACCUAAUUUGCUGGUACUUCAAUCAAACCAUAAACACCCAAAAUGGCAGCAGUCAGACAACGAAUCACAGCAAUUCAAAUCUCUGUCAGUCCAGAGGAAGAAACCCAGCUCGAACAACAAGGUUGGAUCAGAGUUCCUGGUGACCUCAACAGUGGUACGCGCGGGCCUCAAGUGGGCCUGUGGUACAGGACGGAUGGUGACAAACGUGUUACCAGAAUCCAGUUUUCAUUCCUCCACCAGAUCGCUAAUAAGCUUCACGGUGCCGGCUUCACUAAAGUCGAUAAGAACAUAAAUGAAAAUACUGCAGGUGAUGACAUCUACCUGUGGUUUAAGUGUGAAAAUUCUGGGAACCCCAUCAUAGACCUGAAGGUCACCACCAACUUGGAGGAUGAGGUGAAGCAGUUCCAGUCCGGCUGGGAGUGUCUGAGCUGUGACCUGAACCUGAACAAUGGUGGGAAUCCACAUGUUCGUAUGUGGGUACGGAGAAAUGAAGCCACCUACAUGCAGAAUGUGGAUGCUUCAGUCAACUUCUCUCCUGUGCUGUUUGACAAGGGAUACAUCCAUGUGGAUGAAAACACCAAUCGAGGAACCACACCUCCAGGUUCUGCAGUGUUUAUCUGGUACAACUCAUCAACUUCUUCAGGCAGUGGGGUCAGUCAGUUAGAUGUUUCUCUCAAUGAAAGUGAUGAGGCCAGGCUAAGAAAGGAACAGUUCAUAAAGGUCAAUAAAAACCUGAAUGAUGGUACCAUUGGGGCCCCUGUGUAUCUGUGGUACAAGAAAGGUGAAUCUAGAGUCAUACAGUUCUUUGUGCUCCUGGUUGGAGAUGAAGCUCUGAAGUAUUAUCAACAAAGUGGGUUCCAUGUUGUGGCCAAAAACCUGAAUAAUGGCAAUGAUGGAACUCCUGUUUACAUUGCAUAUAAGUAACACCCACAUCUCUGUCUGCUUCAC
Messenger RNA from Electrophorus electricus (electric eel), 1048 nucleotides. RefSeq lists its product as uncharacterized. Lineage: Eukaryota; Metazoa; Chordata; Actinopteri; Gymnotiformes; Gymnotidae. The record is from RefSeq and is a predicted model, not a curated record.